AUGGCAAGAAAGCCAAGGUUGCAAAGGGAAUCUGUUUCCAUUGCAACCAGGAGGGACAUUGGAAAAGAAACUGUCCCAAAUACUUCGCGGAAUAGAAGAAGGCCAAGCAAGGAAAUUAAUUCUUGGAGGCAACUGGAAGUUGGAGAGAUGACGAUGCAGGUUGGAACUGGGGCAAGCUCGGAAACGGAGCAGUCAUUGAAAAAUCAAGAACGCAGAAAAUUUGUACUACAAGUUGGAUUUCUCAUUUCAUCUAUAACAGCCGUGUGCCUGGAUGUUUUGUUCUUCUACAUCCAUUACAUAGACGACGAGAAAAAAUGCUUCGCCGUCGACGACAAGGUCAAGAACGCAGCCAUUGCGGCUAGAUCGGUAACGGACUCCAUCCUUCUACUCGAAGUCAUCUACAAGAUCUGUUCAAGUUCAAUACUUCAACAAUGUGCGACUCAUCAGACUUUCUUUGGACGCCUUGCCGAUGUUGGGAAAAGGGUUCCAUGGAUGAAUGUCAUUGUCGACCUUUUGGCUCUGCUUCCCCUUCCACAGAUUAUCAUGCUGGUAAUGUUUGAAAGAAGGAAAAGUAUCAAAUAUUUAAAUAACAGGUGGCGGAUGAUCCUCCUGCCUCUCUUCCAAUUUAUCCCAAGAGUCAUCCGAAUCUAUCUGUUAUGUAAGGAGCUUUCCAGGAGUGCUGCUCCUAAUGACAUUACAGGAACUGGGCGGGUCAGAGGCACAUUCAAUUUCUUUCUCUUCAUUCUUGCCAGCCAUGUGGUUGGAGCAUUUUGGUACUGCUUCUCGGUUAUAAGGGAACUGCAUUGCUGGCAACAUGCCUGCAAAUUCAACAGUGGAUGUAGGGUGAAUACAUUUUUUUGUGACGACAUCACGGGCAAUGAACGGUUUGUUGAUGAGUUUUGCCCUAUUAAUCCACCUGAUCCGGCCGUAUUUGAUUUUGGUAUAUUUCUCGACGCCCAUCAAUCCGGUAUCUCGAGGGUAAAGGAUUUUCAAGUAAAGUUAAUCUAUUGCUUCUCUUGGGGGCUACGUGCACUAAGCUCAUUUGGUUCAAAUCUGAAGACGAGUAGCUAUUCAUGUGAAAACAUCUUCGCGGCUCUCGUUACCAUUGUUGGGAUCCUUCUAGUUGUUUAUCUUAUCGGCAACUUGCAGGUAUAUCUGCAGUCCGCAACUUCAAGAUCAGAGGAGAGACGAAGGAUGAUGCAAAACAAAGACUUUGAAUUAAAAUCCUGGAUAAAAGAAUACGAACUCCAGGAGGAGGAGAAAGAAAUCUUGCAGUAUGUGAGAGACAAGUUCGAGGGAAAAAAUGAUGUCAAUUUGAAAACACUGCUCGACGUGUUUCCACCUCUAUUUGUUGAGGACAUAAAGAGAAAACUUUGCUUGAAUAUCCCGAGGUUUGGUAAUGUUGACGAUGAGAAGUUAGAAAAGAUCAUCAAAUAUAUGAAGCCAGUGGUUUUUGCAGAGCAGAGCUAUAUUAUUCAAGAGGAGGAGCCUGUCGAGCAGAUACUAUUGUUCACGAAAGGUACUGCAUUGGCAUUUAGCAGGGAAACUGGAACUGUAAAAGCGACAAAGAUGUUUGUAAAAGGUGAUUUGUUUGGGCAGUCGCUACUGGAAUGGGCAGCGACGAAUGGUAUAGUAGAUGAAAUCCCUUUGUCCCAAUGGACUCUCAAGACUGAGACCCAGAUGGAAGCCUUCGCCAUUAAAAGGCUGCCGAUCCACAAUAUCAUAAGGAACACAAAUACAUUUAGGUUAAAUUAA
This is a messenger RNA of Benincasa hispida (wax gourd), 1755 nucleotides long. Lineage: Eukaryota; Viridiplantae; Streptophyta; Magnoliopsida; Cucurbitales; Cucurbitaceae. The record is from RefSeq and is a predicted model, not a curated record.